AUGGACGAAAACCACCCACAACAAGUGAGAGACUCUCAAGCAACUUCCAACAAUGGUGCCAUUGCUAUAAAACGUGCCCGUACAGAACUGGCUGGCCCAACCGAUGCGCAGAUUCAGAGACGGAAAGAGGCCGAGAAGGAAUACGGACGGGGUCGCAAAAUCCAUGUGAAGGGUAUCCGGGAUAAGAAGCUACGGGGCAAUUUAAAAUCCCUCGAAUCGAAAUAUAAAGAUGCUACACUCCGAUUGAAAGAUUCUGAGAUCCUCCAUGAGAACACAUCCGGCUUUCUGGAACCCGAGACGUCGCUAGAGCGAACAUAUAAAGUGCGGCAAGACGAUAUCAUUCGUGAUGUACCAAUCGAGGCGGCAAAGAAGCGAUUUGACCUCAAACUGGAUGUUUUGGGACCAUAUGUUUGCGAUUAUACCAAAAAUGGAAGGGAUCUAUUACUUGGAGGUAGAAAAGGCCAUGUUGCAACGAUGGAUUGGCGAGAAGGAAAGCUGGGUUGCGAGUUGCAAUUAGGAGAAACGGUUCGAGAUGCGAAAUGGCUGCAUAAUAACCAAAUGUUUGCGGUUGCACAGAAGAAAUACGUCUACAUAUACGACCGGGCUGGAGUGGAGGUACAUUGUUUGAAGAAGCAUAUUGAGGUCACCAACAUGGAGUUUCUCCCUUACCAUUACCUCCUAGCAACAGUCGGCAAUCCAGGAUAUUUAAAGUAUCAAGACGUCUCUACUGGCCAAAUGGUCAUCGAGAUACCUACUAAGCUCGGUUCACCUACUUCCCUCACUCAAAACCCUCAAAAUGCCAUCCUCCACAUGGGUCACCAGAACGGUACCGUCACGCUCUGGUCACCCAAUUCUACCACACCUCUAGUGAAGCUGCUCGCACACCGUGGUCCAGUACGAUCGCUUGCAGUUGACCGAGAAGGCAGAUAUAUGGUUUCCACAGGCCAAGAUCUAAAGAUGUCGGUCUGGGAUAUCCGAAUGUUCAAAGAGGUUAACAGCUAUUUCACACGACAACCAGCAUCCUCAGUAGCGAUAUCAGACCGAGGACUCACAGCUGUCGGAUGGGGGACUUCGACGUCUAUAUGGCGCGGCCUGUUCACGAAGCAUGCAUUGGAGCAAGAGAAGAUCCAGAGCCCUUACAUGGCAUGGGGCGGUGAAGGCAAGAGGAUAGAACGGGUUAGGUGGUGUCCGUAUGAGGAUCUUUUGGGUGUCUCACAUGAUCAGGGCUUCUCUUCCAUCAUCGUCCCCGGCGCAGGAGAGCCCAAUUUCGACGCAUUGGAAGCCAAUCCGUACGAGAACACUAAGCAAAGACAGGAAGGCGAAGUCAAGUCUCUGUUAAACAAGUUACAACCAGAGAUGAUUUCCCUGAAUCCCGAAUAUAUCGCCAAUCUGGACACGCAAUCCGCAGAGCAGAAAAAGGCGGAGAAGGAUCUUGAUAAGAAACCAAACGCAGACCCGAUUGCCGAUAUCAAGAAUCGCGGGAGAGGAAAGAACUCUUCGCUACGGAAAUACCUGCGGAAGAAGGGAUCGAGGAAUAUCGUGGAUGAGAGACGGCUGAAAAUCGAGGAAUUGAGAAAGUCUCAGAAUACACGGGACACUAAAAAGCUCCAGGAAACAGAGGCAGAAUUGGGGCCCGCAUUAGGGCGGUUUGCCCGCAAGUAG
Messenger RNA from Lachnellula hyalina, 1662 nucleotides. It is a transcript of the gene utp7, whose product is annotated as putative U3 small nucleolar RNA-associated protein. The record is from RefSeq and is a predicted model, not a curated record. Gene Ontology annotation, molecular function: protein binding. NCBI's taxonomy places the organism in Eukaryota, Fungi, Ascomycota, Leotiomycetes, Helotiales, Lachnaceae. The coding region runs from base 1 to 1662 and encodes 553 amino acids. Gene Ontology annotation, biological process: maturation of SSU-rRNA from tricistronic rRNA transcript (SSU-rRNA, 5.8S rRNA, LSU-rRNA). The transcript has 3 exons. Gene Ontology annotation, cellular component: 90S preribosome; nucleolus; small-subunit processome.